Molecule: messenger RNA, 1979 nt
Organism: Linum trigynum
Lineage: Eukaryota; Viridiplantae; Streptophyta; Magnoliopsida; Malpighiales; Linaceae
Source: the annotation of a GenBank genome assembly
CUUCAUCAUAACCCAAAAAUAAAUAAUCAAACAAAUUUUAAACUGGAUCGAGAUCUUAAUCACCAGUCUUCUUACCAACAACACUAAAAAUUUCCGCAACCCUGUUUCCUGCACACGAAACUAAUAAUCAUACAUCAACACAAACAGCCAUUUCUUCUAAUAUCAUCACUUCAUCAAACACCCCACCACCACAAUUUUACAUCCUGCAAACAAACCAAAAGCUUCAACCAAGAUUUUUGGACAUCCUCUCAUUCCACUCAGCCACCACACCAAUGUAAACAAACAAACCCCACCCACGACCUACCAUACACAACAACUCAAUAUUAUUAUUAUUAUUAUUAUUAUUAUUAUUAUUAUUAUUAUUGUUACUAUUAUUAUUGUUAUCAAACACCCAACCAACCUAACCCAAAUAAAAAUCACAAAUCAUGAUGAAUUCACACCACAAACCACACCCACCAAACAGACCCUCAUCACAAUCAUCGAUUCAUCCAUUCCAUUGUCUGUCUCCGAAGCACAGCCAAAAAACAGCUCUCCCUUCUUAGCAAUAAUCAUCCACUACUCCGUGCCACCUACGCCCCAAUAAUAACUCCAUUAAUACCCAAAACACACACUCCUCUGCUCUGUCUGUCUAUAUUUCCUAUCCCCAAACAACAUCCAUCCAUCCCAUUUCUGCGCUACCCAGAAGAGUCCACACCGUACCUUACAAUGGGGGCGCAGGCAUCCAAGCAGAUCGCCCGUCGGAAGGCCAUCUCCACCGAGAAACAAACCCUCUGCGACCUCCAGGGAAGCUGCGGCACCGACUUCCCCGGCUCCGACUACCGCCCCGCCGACCGCCAGAAUUGGAUGUCCGGAAUCGGACCCGACAAGAUCCGGAUCCACCAGAUCGUGUGGCCCGGAACCCACGACUCCGCCACCAACAAGAUCGGCAUCCCUUUCGUCACCCGCCCUUUCGCCCAGUGCCAGUCCCUCUCCAUCUACCGCCAGCUCUGCCGCGGCGCCCGCGUCCUCGACAUCCGCGUCAACCAGGACCGCCUCAUCUGCCACGGCAUCUUGAAAACCUACUCCGUCGACGUCGUCAUCGCUGACGUCAAGAAAUUCCUCUCCGAGACACAGUCCGAGGUCAUCCUCCUCGAGGUCCGGACCGAGUUCGGGCACGACGACCCGCCCGAGUUCGACAGGUACCUGGAGGAGCAGCUCGGGGAGCACCUGAUCCACCAGGACGACGCCGUUUUCGGCAAGACGGUGGCGGAGCUGCUCCCGAGGCGGGUGAUCUGCGUGUGGAAGCCGAGGAAGUCGGAGGCGCCGAAGCCCGGCGGGGCUUUGUGGGGGCCCGGGUAUUUGAAGGACAAUUGGAUCGACACGGACCUGCCGUCGACGAAAUUCGAGAGCAAUCUCAAGUUUCUGAGCCAGCAGGGGGCGGCCGCGGGGAGGAGGUUUUUCUACCGGGUGGAGAACACGGUGACGCCGCAGCCCGACAACCCGAUCGUGUGCGUGAAGCCCGUGACGAGCCGGAUCCACUCCUACGCUCGGCUGUUUAUCAACCAGGCGGUGGCGAAGGGGUGGGGGGAUCGGCUGCAGAUUCUGUCCACGGAUUUCAUCGACGAGGAUUUUGUGGAUGCCUGCGCGGGUUUUACUUAUGCCAGAGCCGAAGGCAAAGCUUGAUGAUGAUGAGGAUGAUGUUCGUUGUUGUUUCAAUUCUCAAUCCCCUUCCUGAAUUCGCAAGCUUUUCUUUUUUCCAUCUCCAUCACAUUGAUGGGUGGGUGGGUGGAUGGAUGGAGGAUAAAUCUGCAUGUGUCGCUGUCAUCAUUUUUUUUUUAUCUAUUAUUUUGUUGUACAGUAUUUGGUUCAUUAUUGCAUGGGAUUUAUUGGGCACCGUGUACGACUGUAUAAUAUACGUUUCCUUUCAUUUGUUUUGCUGUGUUAAUUGAUACAAUUACAUCUCGAAGUCGUUGCUCAGCCAAUACAAAUAUUAUGUUAUU